GCCACUGAGCUGCAGCCUUAUUAUUCACUAACCGCAUCAUUUCGUAUCCAACGAGAGAAAACGUCACCUGGGAUGAAAACUCAUUAAUCUGAGUGGCCAAUUAUUCAUCGCUUUUCACUCUACUCCACCUAAACCACGUCGUUUGUACACUAAUCGUCUGAAGGAGGAUCAGCAAACAUGUUCUACACCUGUGGUCCCAACGAGGCUAUGGUGGUAUCAGGUUUCUGCCGUUCUCCACCUCUCAUGAUAGCCGGAGGCCGAGUGUUCAUCAUCCCCUGCGUUCAGCAGAUACAGAGGAUUUCCCUGAACACUCUGACUCUGAAUGUGAAGAGCGAUAAAGUCUACACACGCCACGGAGUGCCCAUCUCUGUCACCGGGAUCGCCCAGAUGAAGAUCCAGGGUCAGAAUAAACAGAUGUUAGCUGCAGCCUGCCAGAUGUUCAUGGGAAAGUCAGAGGCUGAAAUUGCUCAGAUCGCCUUGGAGACGCUUGAAGGUCAUCAGCGAGCCAUCAUCGCCCAUCUGACUGUUGAGGAGAUCUACAAGGACCGUAAGAAGUUCUCAGAGCAGGUUUUUAAGGUGGCUUCCUCUGACCUGGUCAACAUGGGCAUCAGCGUGGUCAGCUACACCCUCAAAGAUGUUCAUGAUGACCAGGAUUACCUGCAUUCUCUGGGGAAAGGCCGAACAGCGCAGGUUCAGAAAGAUGCUCGCAUUGGAGAGGCCGAAAACAAGAGAGAUGCUGUGAUUAGGGAAGCUCAUGCCAUGCAGGAGAAAAUAUCGGCUCAGUACAAGAAUGAGAUUGACAUGGCGAAGGCUCAAAGGGACUAUGAGCUGAAGAAGGCAGCCUAUGACAUUGAAGUCAACACUAAGAGGGCUGAAUCAGAGAUGGCCUACCAGCUGCAGGUAGCGAAGACGAAGCAGUGUAUUGAGAGUGAGAAGAUGCAGGUGCAGGUGGUUGAGCGGGCGCAGCAGAUCAUGCUGCAGGAGCAGGAGAUCACCCGCAAGGAGAAAGAGCUGGAGGCCAAGGUGAAGAAACCUGCAGAGGCUGAGCGAUACCGGCUGGAGAAGCUGGCUGAGGCUGAGCGUCUUAAGUUGAUCAUGGAGGCAGAGGCUGAAGCUGAGUCCAUAAGAGUUAAAGGUGAGGCUGAAGCAUUUGCAGUGGAGGCCAAGGGGCGUGCUGAGGCUGAGCAGAUGGUGAAGAAGGCCGAGGCCUUCAACGAGUACAAGGAGGGCGCCAUGGUGGACAUGCUGCUGGAGAAACUGCCUUUGAUGGCAGAAGAGAUCAGCAGGCCUCUGUGUGAAGCCAAAAAAGUUACCAUGGUAUCCAGCGGAGGUGGAGAUGUGGGCGUGGCCAAACUCUCAGGAGAGGUGCUGGACAUCAUGACCCAGCUGCCUGAGGCGCUGGAGAAAAUGACUGGCGUGAACAUCUCCCAGAUGGCCUCUCAUACAGGCUGAAGAGACUCAGCCAUGUGAUGACCAGGCAGUCCUUCCUCCCAGUGUCCAAUCAGCUGUCUGGAUUCCCUGCAUGAUUCUCUCAUCACGGCGUCAUUCUGCUGUGUGGCUGGUUCAGCUGGUUUGUGAUGUUUCUCUGUUGUGAAAAUAGUCUGAUUACAGUUACGAAUGUUAUUUCAUGUUAUGACUUUGUGCUUAGCGGUACUGCGUUCGUUUAGCCUCCAUCCAUCCUUGUAUUACCUUCUGCUUAUGCAGUUCAGGGUCACAGGUAACAAGAAGCAGAGGAUAAUAUAAUCAUAUUUCAUGUAUUCUAUGAUGGUUUGAUGAGCUUUCUUACUUUUUGAGUUUUACAUGACUGAUCUUUGUCUUUGUCCCUUUCUGUGUUUAUAUGUCACACUUUUGUCUGUGUUCCUGUUUACCAUUAAUAAUUCCUUCACAACGUGUGUGUGUGUGUGUGUGUGUGUGUGUGUGUGUGUGUGUGUGUGUGUGUGUGUGUGUGUGUGUGUGUGUGUGUGUGUGUGUGUGUGUGUGUGUGUGUGUGUGUGUGUGUGUGUGUGUGUCCGCACUGCCUUGCUGCCAAACCUUAAGUGCUUCUUAGCAUGAGCAUGUGCUAAAACAUGCAACCAAAACCUUCAUUUACUAAUCCUACUAAUAUUGCAUAUUAUCAUAUAUUCACUGACAUGCAUUUUAACCCAUCAGUCUUUUCUCUACAUGUAUUUCUGAAAUAAAUUUGGUGUAUAAAGGUUCAGGGUGAAUAUUUCUGAUAUUAUCUGUAAACUUCAGCGUUAAUAUGUAUAGGGUUUUUAAAAGGUGUGGUCUUUCUUUUUCUUACUGUUUUAUAUUUUAUGAUCCUUGGUACUUAAUAAGUUAAUUAAGUUAAUUAUUCUGUAUUUCUUUAUUUGUAAACUGAUGCGCCGGUGAAUCUUCUUUUUUUCCUGUUGAGCCUCGGCUUGGAGAUAUUAGCUUUAGAUCAGCUACAGGAAACAAAAUGGGAUUCUGUUUUUCCCAACCAGGAGCUUCAACUGCCUUAAGUCUGUACCACCCUGCAGUCCACUAAUACAUGAUGUGUAUUACAAAUCUUAAGUAAAGUGGUUCCUAGUGAUAGCAGUUAUGUAGCAGCUCUCAUAAAGGUGUAGCCAGUCAGACUAAAUUUAAAUGUGUGAAAUACAGCUUUGCUUUUCAUAGUAGCAAUGAGAAUAUCCCUGUGUAUUCAUAACAUUAAGUAUUUGUUAGUAUAUAACGCUUUGGCGUAAUGUGAAGCUAAAUAUUUCAAUUGUUAAGUGAGGGCAGGGGUGUUUGCUGUUCUGUUCUUUAUUUUUUCUUUACGUUUGCUUGCUGUAGUUUGUGCUUUAUAUUCCACUGAAGGUGUAAUACUAGCUCUAAAGUAUUACGGUAGUAACUGUAAAGUAUCCUGAUUUGCCUUUUGUCACCACCCAAUCAAACUGUAUCCCUCUACCUCACCAUUACCCUCUGGGGCUAGUUAGGAAAAUAUCUUUAUGGACAUGUUUUAAUACAUCAGAAGGGAUUUAAACACUGAAGAUGGAUAUAUGGUUUUGUUUUAACUGAGCAGUUUUGUCUUCAGUUCUAAACACUGUUUGUGACUUCUCUGCACUCCUGAUUACAGCACAACCAUACGUGCUGUAAGUGUCCUGAGGGUACAUUUUAUUUCUUUCAUAUAUGAGUACUACUGUUAUUAUGCAUGCAUCAACACCUGUCACUCUUACACUGUAAAGUAAUAUUGCAAAUGCAUAUGUUUGAAGUCAGGACACAGUAGGCGUGUGCAGCUUCACUGUGGAGUUACCAAAGUAGGAGAUUACCCAGCUAUAGAAAUGGAAGUGUGCUUUCGUUACUGGAUCAGCACUAAAUAUGGAUAUAUAUGUAUGUGUAUGUGUUUAUACAAUUUAUAUUUGAUACAGUAUCAGUGUAAAGCACUGUUUGCAUCACCACUAACAGCUUGACUAAUUCAUUAUAAAUGUAUUUUAUCCAGUUUAUUAGUUUUCUGUGAUGUUUCAGACCCUGUUGUGUUGCAUUCGUGAUGUUUGACCAAAGUGGAUGUUUGCUUUUUAUUUUUCUUCCGUGUACUUUAGGAAAACGUCGUUCUACUCUUCUAUACACAAAAUCCUUGUCAUUUAAAUGCAAAAGGGGAAACGACUUAAAUCUUUACUGUUUGUGAAAAAAGAUUUAUUGUAGCUAUCAAAUGUUCCACUGCUGUCUUUCUUUACUCACCUGUUUACACAUCUGAUUUUAGCUUCUUUUUUUUCAGUUUUUAUUUUUUUUUUCCAUCUGUGAGGUCUUGAAUUGUCACUGCAUAAUAAACAAUUUUCACAUGCAUAAGGGGAUCCCAAUAAACGUUUUCAUCAUCA
Maylandia zebra (zebra mbuna) is the source of this 3812-nucleotide messenger RNA. It is a transcript of the gene flot1a, whose product is annotated as flotillin 1a. Gene Ontology annotation, molecular function: protease binding. The record is from RefSeq and is a predicted model, not a curated record. NCBI's taxonomy places the organism in Eukaryota, Metazoa, Chordata, Actinopteri, Cichliformes, Cichlidae. Gene Ontology annotation, cellular component: plasma membrane; cytoplasmic vesicle; flotillin complex. Gene Ontology annotation, biological process: positive regulation of cell-cell adhesion mediated by cadherin; positive regulation of endocytosis; protein localization to plasma membrane.